This is a messenger RNA of Scatophagus argus, 1938 nucleotides long. It is a transcript of the gene cby1, whose product is annotated as chibby homolog 1 (Drosophila). Bases 181 to 558 code for a protein of 125 amino acids. The transcript is spliced from 5 exons. The record is from RefSeq and is a predicted model, not a curated record. Lineage: Eukaryota; Metazoa; Chordata; Actinopteri; Scatophagidae.
AAGCAUGGUUUUCUUUGCUGAGAAAAGGAUUUCAACCGCAACGCUAAGAAUUUAAAUAAAUAGUCUGUAUGGAGGUAAAUAUUUUAGCUAUUUAUUUUCAGUGACACUCCAACUACUAACUCACCUGUGAGGCAAUCGACAGUUUCACUUAAAUGUCAGGACCUUAAAAAAUCACUUAAGAUGCCAUUCUUUGGAAACACGUUCAGUCCGAAGAAGACUCCACCUCGCAAAUCUGCAUCUCUGUCCAGUCUGCACACGUUGGAUCGUUCGACAAGAGAAGUAGAGCUGGGCCUUGAGUUUGGACCUCCUGUCAUGAACAUUGGAGGUCAGAUCUGGAAAUUUGAAGAUGGACAGUGGAUAACUGAAUCUGGUGGGAAUGCAUCUGGCAGGGAGUUGCAGCGGCUUAAGAAAAGAAAUGUACAGCUGGAGGAAGAGAACAACCUCCUGAAACUAAAGAUUGAAAUUCUCAUGGACAUGUUGACAGAGACUACUGUGGAGUACCACCUGAUGGAGAAGGAAGUGGAAGAUGUAAAGACUCAACAUCGAAGGAAGAAAUGACGCAUCUGAUCUGAUCCCUUCAUCAUAGGACAUGUUCUUCAUCCAUAGAUAAUUUGUUCCUUUUAUUUUUGUUAUUCUUUUUGCUAAAGCGACAAGCUUUUCAGAAUAUUGUAGGAUUUAUUUGAAAAGCAGGUACAGCUGAAUCAGAUUUAGUGACAUUGUCAUUUAUUCUGUCCUGCAUUUGUUUGAUCACCACAAAUCUGAAACAACUGUGAAUAUCUUUGUUCAAUACACAGCAUAUUUUCUACAUCUUUUUUAUUCGUAUGGCAAGCAUAAACUCACAUUUUCUGUGUUAAAUUCUUUGUAUUUACUCUCUUUUCUAUUCAGAUUAAAAAGUGAAAACAUCGCAGAGAAACACUUUUUUAUUCACAGUUUUUUUAUUUUAUUUUUUAUUUAUUUCUUUAUUUUUUAAUUUUUUUUAACAUGGAUAAACAAAAAAAAAAAGAAUAAGAAAAACAAUGAAACAAUGAAACAACAAGACUUAACACUUAUUUAUGUUCAAAAGGAGUGGGAAGAAGGCAAAGUUUUCAUUACGCUAAUCAUUUAUCAGAUAAAUAAGUUGUAACCACUGACAUAUUCACCAGAGGACAGAGAAAGACAGACUUGAAAGAUAAACUACACAAAUAUAAAUCGACGUUUUUAUCAUAAAACCAAAUAGCAUUGUUAUGAGAUCAUAAUCAUGUAAUUUGUGUUCUUAGUAUUAAUUUUAUACCAACUAUCACAGAAAGGAUUUUUACUUUUGUCCUCUGUAAUAAUCACUAAUAAUUCAUAUCGCACACCCCAGUAACAUUACCUAUACAAUAACUAAAUGGACUUUUUCUAUCCUUUUUGAAAUGUAAUUUGGAAUGUCAGUGUUUUCAAGAAUGUACCUCACAGAAAUGAGAAUUUUAGUAGAACUAUGCAUAAUGAUAGAUUUGUUAAUAAAUUGAGGGAUUUAAGAAAGACUGAAGAAAAGAUGGAAACUCUGGAAGAUAUUUAUCAAUUUCCUGUUUGUGAAUUAAGACAUUAAGAAUAUUGAAUAAUUAAAUUAAUCACACAUUCAUGCGCCAUUCCUGUCCAUGAGAGGUAUGGCCUUUUAUGAAUUGAUUAUAUUCUCUUGAGCUAAUUUGGUGGAUGGAUGUACAUGUCAGUGAGGUGCUCAGUCGGACAUGCACAGGGCAGCAAUAGAUGAAUGGUUCUAACUGCGCAAGCGCAAGCUUCCCUGAUUGAAUGCGGCGUUUCGGCGUUCGUACUGCCGAUAGCGGGAGAGACGAAGUAGUUUCUAGCCUUUUUCUGGCACUUUAAAGCCCCAGCUUUGCUUGUGUACCUGUCGGGUUAUCCAGCCAUACAGCAGAGGACCUAAUCUGUACAAACUUAACUUAACAUAAUGCCUCGGGGCGG